Molecule: messenger RNA, 1095 nt
Organism: Closterium sp. Naga37s-1
Lineage: Eukaryota; Viridiplantae; Streptophyta; Zygnematophyceae; Desmidiales; Closteriaceae
Source: the annotation of a GenBank genome assembly
AUGCGGACGGGGAAUCACGUGAUAGAGACGCGAGAGAAACAGCAGCAGCAGAAACAACCCAGUCGAACUAAGGGCGACGAGCUAGGGGGUAAUAGUAGCAGGACGGCAGUUAGCGAGCUAGGGGGGACAGGCAGGACGGCAGUCGGCGAGCUGGAGAUUGUGCGCGAGGAGAAGCGGAGCCUCGAAAAGUGCCUCCAGCUCGUCGUGGAGGAGCGCGACGCGCUGCUAGAGCUCGCCGCGAGGAACGCCGUUGAUCGCGCUGUCGCGACGAAGAGCGUCGCCGGGUCGAAGAAAGAGAAAGAGCGCGCCGUAGAUCGCGCGGCCGUGUUUGAAUCGCCGCCGUCGCCACCGUGCGACUCAGCAAGUGCUAUUGGUAAGCUAGGCGAACCGCUCGCUACGGCGGACCGAGCCGGCCUACCGCGGCGGAGCCGUGCGCACUCCGCGGAGCGAAUCCAGCGCGUUGGGAGCGGAGCGGGGUCGUUCCGGCGGCCGGCGGAAGGUCGUCCGCAGUCGGCGGAGCGCGGGCCUCGUCGUGCGGGGAUCGCGGAUGGGGAACCGGCGGAGUGGGAGGGCAGCGGCGCAAGCGCGCUGAUAGCUCUGGCUUUGGAGAAGGAGAGAGAGAGCACGUGGGAAAUGGAAUACCGAAGAGAAUUGCGGAACGGGGAGAUCAUGGAAGGAGCGGAAGCUUUGCGCCGGGUACGGGGGGAAGACGACCGGGCAAAGGCGCGGGAGUGGGAGGCGAAGCGGGACUUUUUGCGGGAGGAGCGGAAGAGGCAGCUAGCGCGGGAAAUGGGGAAGGUCGGGGCGGCCCUCCAGCAGGCGCGGAGCGAGCUGGCGGGGGACGAGCGGAGGCUCAGCGCGGGCGCGGCGCAGGGGGGGACGGAAUCCGCGGAAUCGGAACUGGCGAAGGAGCUGGAGCAGACGAAGCUGCGGCUUGCGAAGGUGGAGGCGGAGCGCGGGCAGCUGGCGAGCGCGGUGGAGCGCAUGGUGCUGGAGAUGGCGGGCGCGGUGCGGGAGCAGGAGCAGUUCCGCGAGGCGCUGCAGCACACGAGCUUGGAUACGAUGCUGCUAUCGCACGCGUUGUGCCGUGCUUGA